UCUUCCCAUUUGAAGAGUUCUAAAAUAACCGCGAAAUCCAAAUGUGGAUCAACGCUGGCUUGUUUACCUAGUUGUUAAAAUCUAAAACACGCAAUUGUCUCUUACGUAAUGGCGACUGAAGAUGAUGACAUGGAUAAUCUACAACACAGACAGAGACUGAAGGCAUCGGUCCAUCAUACUGUGGUGAGAAUCUGUUCAGAACUACAAGACGACGACUCCAAGGUCCCUAUAAACAACUCCGUUAUGGCAGCCAUCGCUGAAACAACAUGGCGAUACGUCCAAGAUGUUACACAAGAUUUAGAAAUGUUUGCUAAGCAUGCCAAAAGAACCACUGUUAAUGCAGAUGAUGUCAAGCUUCUUCUGAGGAAAUGUCCAAAACUCUUGGAGCAUAUCUCGGGCAUCCACCAGACACAUACUGAAAGCAAGGUCAAACAGAAGAAAAAGACUGCAACCAAGAAGAAAAGUAGUGCAGCUGCCGUAGCCGACUCAGAUGAGGAGCACUGAAUUAUACUGAGUCAACUCGGAGGAAUGGUUUACUACAUUGAGUCACCCAGAGGAGACUUUGAUACGACUGAUGAACAUUUAAUGACAUUGAGUCGACUCUGAAAGAAAUAUUAAAAGAAAUUGAGUCCUCUUUGAAUACUGAGUCAACUCAGGGAAAUGUUUUACUACACUGAGUCACCUCAGAGGAGACCUUGAUAAGACUGAUUAAAUGACAUUGUGUCGACUCAAGAGAGAAAAAUUGAGUCCUCUUUGAGAAACAUUGAAUACUGAGUGAACUCAGAGAAAUGUUUUACUACACUGAGUCACCUCAGAGGAGACCUUGAUAUGACUGAUGAACAUUAAAUCAAAUUUAGUCGAAUCUGAGAGAAUUUGAAGAAAAAGAGUUGAGUCCUCUUUGAGAAACAUUGAAUACUGAGUCAACUCGAAGGAAUGUUUCACUAUACCGAGUCACCUUUGAUAUGACUGAUGAACAUUAAAUGACAUUGAGUUGACUGAGAAAUUUAAAAAAAAAAAAAGGUCUCUUUGAGAAACAUUGAAUACUGAGACAACUUAGAAAAUCAAUUAUUUAAGAUCAGAGAACUUCAAGCUGUGAAUAGCAUUGAGUUAACUGAUAGGAACAUGAGUUAAAAAGAGAUCACCGAAAAAUAUCCAGUCUAAACAGAAGAUGAUAUUGAAUUAAACUCAUUAAAUUCUUAGGAGACUUCAAUACUCCAUAUGUCCAUAUACUCAACAUUUAAGAUAAUUAAUAUGUAUUUACAAUGAAUAACACCAAGUCAGUUAAGAUUUUAAGCAACAAGUUAGUAACAGUGAGCUAUCAUUGAUGUAAUCAAUUGGUAACAAUGAGUCCACUCAGAGAUGUAAAGUUACAUUUAGUUAUUUCAGAAUUUGAGCAACAAGUUAGUUAUUACAGUGAAACAACAUAGAUGUAAUCAAUUGGUAAAAAUUAGUCAACUCGGAGCUAUAAAGUAAAAUUUAGUCAACUCAGAGUUUUAGCAACAAGUUAGUUACAGCAGAGAUGUAUAAUACAAUGUAUUAUACGUCUCUGGUUACAGUGAGCGAACAGAUGUAACAAUGAGUCAACUCAGAUAUAAGCAAUGAGUAUUACUGAGUAAAUGAGUGACACAGAGUCAACUGAAAUACAACUAAUUAAUAUAAUGCAGAGUAAAUAAUUCUUUACAAGGUUUUUGUGCUACACUAUUAACAUAAGGCUAUAGAUGCCAUCAUUAAACUACUUGAGGUACACCUGCAAUGUUUCCUAGCUAUGCAUUACAUCCAAAAUUGCAUUAUCCAAGUGUAUAUCAUCAAUAAGAAAGAAAAAAAUCCAUAAUUAUUACACUACAAACCACAGCAAUUUUAAGCUUAAAGGAAUGAUUUCUAUUUGUAAUUUAACUGUUUUACCUAAAAUUAGUCGUUUUCUAGAGAAAACAAUUAAGGUUUUAAGUGACAUAAGAUAAAUGCAGUGCUAUUAUUCUGUAGUAUUAUAUAUUUACAUGUUGUAUAAACAAUCUGUACUCACUUUGCUAUGUAAUUGAAAUGUAUUAAGAUUUAAAAAUAAAUCUUGAAAAACUGCUGAUUUUCUGUAUAU
Mizuhopecten yessoensis (Yesso scallop) is the source of this 2089-nucleotide messenger RNA. RefSeq names its product centromere protein S-like. The transcript has 4 exons. NCBI's taxonomy places the organism in Eukaryota, Metazoa, Mollusca, Bivalvia, Pectinida, Pectinidae. Gene Ontology annotation, biological process: resolution of meiotic recombination intermediates; replication fork processing. Gene Ontology annotation, molecular function: protein heterodimerization activity; chromatin binding. Gene Ontology annotation, cellular component: FANCM-MHF complex; Fanconi anaemia nuclear complex. The record is from RefSeq and is a predicted model, not a curated record. Bases 109 to 504 code for a protein of 131 amino acids.